UUGUGAGAUUGCUUCAGCAGCUACUUCCUUAAGUAGGACAAAUUGCACUGGGCCCUGGCAUUUUGAAUACAUCUAACUUAUCGAACUAUUCCUUAACCUGGUCAUUCCCUAGUUUGGCUUGUGUUCCUUCCCCCUGGUUGUUAAUAUUAAUUGUGCUGAGUAUCUGCUCUCCAUUAACUGAAGACUGAAGCAAAAUAGGCACUGAGUCACUGUUUUUUGGGGGAGGGAGGGGCUGUACUCCUUCACAUUUUUCCAGGAACGAUAAUUGUACGAAGGUUCCCAGCCACUGGGGGAGAAGUGGCAGAGACACGGACCUCUGCAGUUCUGAAGAGAGGAAGGGUGACUGGGUGCAUGUGUUUCCUUUUCAAGGAGAGCUGCUCGGAGGCUCAGCGGCUAUAAAACCCACCGGCGCAGAGUCAGGAGAGGGAGAAGCUCAGAGCAAUGGCUUUACACCAUGUUUACCAGAAGUGUGAAGAGUCCGACCGAAUGCAGCUCAAGGAACAAGAGGCAGAAAUGGCAUCUGGAAGAUCAGGGAGUGCCUGGCUGCAGUUUCCUACGAGCCCGAAGGGGGCGCCAAAGUCCAUAUUAACCCUUUAUGUCCUGCAUGCCGUGUCGUUCAUGCUGUGGGCUGUGUUCCUCGCCGUGGCGAUUGCAAAGUACGCAGAGAUGUCCAAGGAGCUGGAGCAGAUGCGGACUGAGCAAUCUGUGCUCAGAGCCAACGACUCCGAGAUGGCGAAGCAACUGGGGAUGCUUCAUUUCAAUCAAUCCACCAUGCGCAGCACUGGGGAGGAGCUGGCCAAGGAGCUGAAGAGGCUGCAGUUGGACCAGGCCAUACUGAGAGUGGAAGUGUCCGGGGAUCUGGCCAAAGCGAAACGUGACAGAGAUGACAUCAGGGCCGAGACCUACAAGAUCCUGGGUGCCACGCAGAAAGGGAACGGCACUUUCCGGUGCCAGCCUGGCUGGGAGCAGUACCGAGGGAGGUGCUACUUUUUCUCCACAUCUACCCAGCGCUGGCAGGCGGCCAGAAGCUCCUGUUUGAGCCAUGCUGCUGAUCUGGUGGUGAUCAACGAUAAAAUGGAGCAGAAUUACUUGGCCACUAAAGCUGAUUCUGUUCGUCACUGGAUCGGCUUCACAGACCAAGCAACUGAAGGCGUCUGGCACUGGGUGGACAACACUCCUGUGACAUUUACGUUUUGGGCCCCAGGGGAGCCCAAUAACAUGUACAGUUUACACGUCAGAAAUGAGGACUGUGCCCACCUGCACGAGGACGGCCAGUGGAACGAUGAGCCCUGCAACUUGCACUACAGGUGGAUCUGCGAAAAAGCUGGUUCUGCCUAAAUGGCCGGAGUCCCGCCCUUGCUCUGAGCACCGGCUGGAAUGUACCCGGCCCACGAGGCCUGUGAACCGUUCCAGCCCCACACCAGUUCAUUAGGGCUAAUCGCACAAAACUGAACACCCUUGCCCUGCCCAAGCCCUGAGGCCCUGCUCACAUAAUCCUCCCCCGCUCACCUCCAUUGCUCGCUCUCUCCCACCUUCACUCACUUUCACCGUCUGGGGCCGGAGGUUGGGGUGCGGGAGGGGGUGCAGGCUCUGGCUGGGGGUGCGAGCUCCAGGCUGUGGUCGAGGGGUUUGUGGGAGUGGGUGCGGGCUUCAGUUGGAGGUGUGGGUUCUGGGGUGGGGCCAGGGAUAAGGGAUUUGGGGUGCAGGAGG
Molecule: messenger RNA, 1710 nt
Organism: Mauremys reevesii (Reeves's turtle)
Lineage: Eukaryota; Metazoa; Chordata; Testudines; Geoemydidae
Product: CD209 antigen-like protein C
Exons: 9
Coding region: 442-1338 (298 amino acids)
Molecular function (GO): signaling receptor activity
Source: RefSeq, a predicted model, not a curated record